This is a messenger RNA of Clonostachys rhizophaga, 1026 nucleotides long. Lineage: Eukaryota; Fungi; Ascomycota; Sordariomycetes; Hypocreales; Bionectriaceae. The record is from the annotation of a GenBank genome assembly.
AUGUCGUCGCUCCCAAAAACCUACAAGGCUGCCGUCUUCACUGGACCCAAAGCAGAGGUGAAGCUCCAGGAUGUUGAACUCAAACGUCCGGGCAAGGGCCAGGUCCUCGUGAAAGUCAUCGCCUGCGGCGUCUGCUUCUCCGAUGUUGCCAUCUCCCGCGGAGAAAUGGGCACUGACCUCUUCCCCCGCGUCCCGGGCCAUGAAAUCGUCGGGGACGUGGUCGCCGUCGGACCCGAUAUCACCUCUUUCAAGGGGGGCGAGCGAGUCGGAGGCCCAUGGCACGGUGGACACGACCGCGUCUGUCGCCAGUGCCAGCGCAGCUUGUACCAGACGUGCGACAACAAGGAGAUCAAUGGCGUGACGCGAGACGGCGGGUGGGCUGAGUACGUGCUCUUGAGGGAGGAAGCCGUCGUCCGCAUUCCCAAGGAUAUCAACCCGGUCGAUGCCGCGCCGCUCCUGUGUGCGGGCGUGACUGUGUUCAACGGCAUCCGCAAGAUGCAUGUUGAGCAGGGCGCUCUCGUUGCCGUCCAGGGCCUCGGCGGGCUGGGCCAUUUGGCCGUUCAGUAUGCACGCCAUAUGGGCUAUGAGGUGGUUGCCUUGUCUCGUGGGUCUGACAAGGAGAGCUUCGCUCGGGAGCUAGGUGCUCAUCAUUACAUCGAUGCCAAGAAAGAUGACGCCUCGGCUCAGCUGAAGAAGCUUGGUGGUGCCGAACUGAUCGUUCAAACGGCUCCAAACCCCGAGGUCGUGAGCGGGCUUGUCAAGGGUCUCGCACCGGGUGGGAAGCUUCUGUGUCUGGCUUCUGUUGGCGAUGUUCCAAUUGAUACUGCGUCAUUGGUGUUGAAUGGUCUGUCGGUCCAUGGUUGGCCCUCUGGUCAUGCGUUAGAUUCUGAGGAGGCUAUUCGGUUCGCCAAAGCCCAUGGCAUUCGAUGCAUGGUUGAGCGGUAUUCCUUCAAAGAUGUCAAAGCCGCCAUUGAUAGCCUCGUCGCGGGCAAGCCUCGGUUCAGGAACGUUUUGGUCAUGGAAUAA